Molecule: messenger RNA, 1132 nt
Organism: Cynara cardunculus var. scolymus (artichoke)
Lineage: Eukaryota; Viridiplantae; Streptophyta; Magnoliopsida; Asterales; Asteraceae
Product: ribosomal protein S1, mitochondrial-like
Exons: 1
Coding region: 103-714 (203 amino acids)
Source: RefSeq, a predicted model, not a curated record
CUGUCAGGCCCAACUCCAUUAUGUUUGAUUACGCUUGAAAACCCUAAUUCCAUAUUUCAAUCCCUCAGCUCGAUUUCCGUUCAUCGGAGGACAUUACCACCGAUGACGAUCUACAUGAGUCGAUUGUUUCCUAAAUCCAAUUCUAGUUUUCUCCUAUCCAGUGGUAAAGCUUUAAGAUCUCAAGUUUCACGCUUCAAGGACGAUCUUUACUUGGUGGAUGCAGGAAUUGGGGCCCCUAAAAUGACCACGGCGGAUGAGCUUAGAGGCGUUCCCAACAACCCUGGCUUCUCCCGGUUUGAAAAUAAGGUCGGAUUUAUGGAUACAACGGCCGGAGAAUCACUUAUCAAAACACAGAUGUUGGAAAGGUUCUUCAUGGAUCUGGUGGCUGGUGAACCAGCGAUGAAAGAGCGAGCUGCCGCCAGGUUUAGUGAUAUGGUUGGUCCCACCGAUGCCGUAGCUGGUGAACCGGCAAUUCUUUCUCCACGAAGAUUCACACAGAAGCAGGUUUGGAUGGAACUGAAAAAGAUGUCGCAAUCUACUAAAAAGGUUAGGGGAUUUCUAAUGGAAAAAGUAAGAGGAGGGUAUUCAGUUGCAAUUGCAGGUUACAUUGCUUUUCUUCCAUACCGUUCUUCAAUUGAAAGACGAAAGUUAUCGAAUGAUAGAUACCUCAUUGAGACAAUCAACUCCAAGAGGAAGAAAAUCACAGUGGGCUAAUAGCAGCACUUCCAUUUUUCAUAAUAAAACAUCUUUAGUUUAUAGAUGUUGUUUUGUGGGCUAAUGAUCUGGUACUCCUUUGUUGUUAAUUAACCAAAUGUUUGCAAAAUUUAUUUCUGUUUAUCUUAGUCUUGCAUCAAGGGUUUGUAUUUGAUCAAAUCUCAUUGCUACCCAUGUGUGAUUUUUUGAUGAAAUUACGAGUCUUUUGAAGACCAUAAAUCUUACUUCUUUCCCUUAUAAGGAACUAGCUUUGUACUGGUUGUUCUAAAUAUACAAUUGUUGUCAAGUGCUGUUUAGAGCUUUGAGAACUUGAAGCUUCUGUAGGGAUGAUUACAGAAUCCUCCUGUUAGAGUUAGACAUGAUGCAACGGUUGUAAAUUGUUGAUAUUGCUUUUUAGAUAUAUGACAGGGCUUUUAAG